Molecule: messenger RNA, 2043 nt
Organism: Naumovozyma dairenensis CBS 421
Lineage: Eukaryota; Fungi; Ascomycota; Saccharomycetes; Saccharomycetales; Saccharomycetaceae
Gene: VPS52
Product: Vps52p
Exons: 1
Coding region: 1-2043 (680 amino acids)
Biological process (GO): Golgi to vacuole transport; endocytic recycling; retrograde transport, endosome to Golgi
Cellular component (GO): GARP complex
Molecular function (GO): syntaxin binding
Source: RefSeq, a predicted model, not a curated record
AUGGAUGUCUUAGAUAAUAUCUUACAGGUUGGUGCUACUACCAAGAAACAACUAGACCAAGGAAUACCUGAAGAUGAACAAACUCGAGCUACUAAUAUAGGCUCUUCAGACAUUUUCGAAACGUUUAUUUCCGAAUGUCACAUUCCAGAAUAUCAGGCGAAUACUAACCUGUGGAAUGAAUUGGAAUCCUUAAAGAAGAAAAGACAAACCAUUUCACACACUUUAAAUGAUGUAGUUCCGCCAUUACGUGAUUAUAUGACUAAUUUUAAGACACAAUUAUCAGAUUUUACAAGAGAUUUAAGCUUUAUUAGAGAAAAAUCGUCCGAAUUGGAACAUUUAUUAGAGUACAAUGCUACCAAGUUAUCGGCUAUUAGCCCGCUUGUUAAUGACUUGAUUAUACCAACUAAUAUAAUUAAAGAUAUCCUUCAUGGUAAGAUAGAUGAAUCUUGGCAAGAGAACAUCGCUUUUAUUAGAGAUAAGCAACAGAUCUACGCCAAGUAUAACUGCACAUCAACGACAGGAACAGAAAAUGACAGACGAACUUCAACGUUAACACCUCCAAAGGAUUUUCAAACAAUGUGUGAAAUCUUAGAAUGUUUAAAAGAGGUAAUAUUGGAAAGAUCUAAAAAAUUCAUAGUUUUCAAUAUUAAGUCAUUGAGAAGUCAUCAACCAACUCCAUCACAACAAAUUCAAAAUAAAUUAUUGAAAUUCAAUGAUGGUUUCCAAUUCAUCGUAGACAAUAACUAUUCCCUAGCUUUAGAAUUGAGACAAGCCUAUUCAUAUACAAUGAGAUGGUACUAUAAAGAAUAUUUUGCUCGUUAUAUUAGAUCUUUAACCAUCUUACAAUUUAAACAAAUCGACUCGCAAUAUUCUUUAGGUAAUGGGUUAGCUAACGUCUCCAUAAUAGAUCUAGCUAAUCAUACUACAAGCGCUAAUACAUCUCUACUGCCAACGUAUUUGUCACCCACGUAUCUUUAUGGCUCUACAGCAAUAACAGAUGCAGCAAUAUCUGAUUAUUUCCAGAUUAGGAAAAGAUUAUCCAUAUUAUCGAAGGAGGAUAAUACAGUAAUGGUUUCACAGAUUGCUGAAAAUAUCCACACUAAAGACACAUACAUAGAAACAGGGUUUAAGAAUCUAAAUUUAGCCAUAUUUGAUAAUUGUUCAGUGGAAUAUAAUUUCUUGAAGAAAUUCUUUAAAAUUAGUGAAAACGAAAAUGAACUUAACGGUAUCCUUGAACAAAUUUUCCAACCUACUUUAGAUUUAGCAAUGGAAUAUACAAUAAAUCAUUUACUCCAACAAUCUUAUGAUAUAUUCGGUGUAUUAAUCAGUAUACGUGUUGCAAAUCAAUUACAAUUUGAAGCCAAAAAAUAUAAGUUACCUGUUAUCACAAGCUAUUUAAAUGAUCAAUUGAUUUUACUUUGGCCCAAAUUUCAACAAUUGAUUGAUUCUCAAUGUGAGAAUUUGAGGAAAGUUUCAAUAACGAAAAAUUUAACUAGUAAAAAACAUAAUAGUAAUCUUUUAGCAAAACCACAUGAGUUAACCGUUCAAUUCGGGAAAUUCUUAUCAAGUUUAUUAUUGCUAGCGAAAAGAACCACUUAUAAAUCAGAGAAUGCUAGCGUCAAUUACAAUGAUAGUAAUAGUACUGCUACCGAUAUGAAUACCUCAAACGAUAAUAAUGAUAACGACGAUGACGAUGAUGCUGAUGAUGAUGAUGAUGAUAUGAUCACAGAUGAGCGUUCAGAACCGCUUUAUAAUUCCAUUAUAAGGAUAAGGAAUGACUUCGAAACUGUAAUGACUAAGUGUAGCAAAUCGACACAAUCACCCGAACGGUUCCUAUCGUUGAACUAUUUAUAUCUUUACAACAUUUUAUUGAAACAAAGGCUAGAAACACAACAUGAUGAAGAUGAUAUUAAUGAGAAAAAUGAGCAAGUAGAAAGUAUUGAUACCGAAAGUGAACGUAUGCCUGAUUUCGUUCCACUAAUUCUGAAGGAAACAGAGAAGCAUUUCAAGGCCUUAGUCGAGGCAUAUAGUAAGAUUACGUAA